AUGUCCAUUCUAACACGAUUACGGGAAUUCGAUGCAUACACGAAACCGAUGGAAGAUUUCAGGGUUAGAACCUUCACCGGUGGAAUGGUGUCCCUGAUAGCUUCUAUCGUGAUUGUUCUCUUGGCAAUUCAAGAAACAACACACUAUCUUGCUGGAGAUGUCGUAGAGCAAUUAUAUGUGGAUUCCACAUCGUCGGACGUUCGUCUUGAUGUACAUUUUGACAUCACUUUUCAUAGAUUGCCAUGUGCAUUUAUUACUGUUGAUGUUAUGGAUGUUAGUAGCGAAAACCAGGACAAUGUGCAGAAUGAUAUAUUCAAGUUGCGUUUGGACAGCAGUGGUGGAAAUGUAACAAGCGAAGCACAAAAAAUAGAGGUGAACCAAAACACUACCGGUAUGGUUGUUACAACGCCAAAAUGUGGCAGCUGUUAUGGGGCACUUCCUGAUGGAAGUUGCUGCAACACAUGCGAUGAAGUAAAAGAAGCGUAUCAAUUGCGAGGCUGGCAAGUUAAUGCUGAUGAAGUAGAGCAGUGUAAGAGUGAUCCGUGGGUGAAGAAGUUCAUCGAGUUUAAAGGUGAAGGAUGUCGAGUGUACGGAAAACUGCAGGUGGCGAAAGUUGCGGGUAACUUCCAUCUUGCACCAGGAGAUGCGCACAGGGUUAUGCGAGCGCACGUUCACGACUUUCAUAGUCUUGAUCUAAUCCGUUUUGAUACUGCUCAUCGGAUAAACCACUUGGCGUUUGGAGAUGAGUUUCCGGGGAAACAACAUCCGUUGGACGGGAAAAACUUUGACGAUGGAAGAGCUGGCAUAAUGCAUAACUACUAUGUGAAAGUUGUUCCAACCAGCUAUGUACAUAUGGAUGGUCGAGUGGAAAACAGUCAUCAAUUUUCAGUCACUACUCAUCAGAAGGAUAUUACAAAAGGAAUGAGUGGAAUACCAGGAUUUAUUGUUCAGUACGAGUUUAGUCCAUUGAUGGUACGUUACGAGGAAAGGCGUCAACAUCUGAUUACAUUUCUUGUUUCACUCUGUGCUAUCAUUGGAGGUGUUUUCACGGUCGCUCAGUUAAUCGACUCAAUGAUAUAUCAUUCUUCACGGGUUCUGGAACGUAAACUUAGUUUAAACAAGCUUGGUUGA
This is a messenger RNA of Necator americanus (New World hookworm), 1131 nucleotides long. RefSeq lists its product as uncharacterized. NCBI's taxonomy places the organism in Eukaryota, Metazoa, Nematoda, Chromadorea, Rhabditida, Ancylostomatidae. The transcript has 10 exons. The coding region runs from base 1 to 1131 and encodes 376 amino acids. The record is from RefSeq and is a predicted model, not a curated record. Gene Ontology annotation, cellular component: endoplasmic reticulum; COPII-coated ER to Golgi transport vesicle; Golgi membrane. Gene Ontology annotation, biological process: retrograde vesicle-mediated transport, Golgi to endoplasmic reticulum; endoplasmic reticulum to Golgi vesicle-mediated transport.